UAUUCCUGAUUCCAUUCAUCUUCUUCUCCAAGUCUUCUCAUCUCCUUCGGCGGCUGUGGCUGACCGGCGGUGGCUUUGACGGACCGGCGGUGGUUGUGGCUGGUAAACGGGCGCCGUCUCUUCUCUCACUCUCCGAUUGACGAUUCGUUUUUCCGAUCAACUCUUUUAUUCAGCUCAGAUCCUUUCUAAUCUGUAAUCUGGUAGUUCAAUUCAACCCUUUAGUUACCGAUUUACUGAUUCAUACUAUUUCAAUGGCAUUCCAUAUCUGUUAGGGCUUUCUUCUUUGUCAACGUUACCUUUAGAAACCACAAUUUACAUUCUAUAUCUUCUUUUAAUCAAAUUUACAAUCAUGGCUCUUCGAGUUACCAUUACCUACUCCGGUUAUGUCGCCCAAAAUCUAGCCUGCGCUGCCUCUAACAAGGCAGGCAGUAGCAGGCUAUUCGGUGAAUGUGCUAUUCGAUCUCGAUUAUUCUGCUCCGGUCAGAAGACCGAGGUUGAUCCUGCCGUUCGGAGCUACCACCAUGCGGAGUUUCGUCGACCCAGAACUAAUUGCUGGCCUAGUGAUUCGUUCUCGAUGUGCUCCGCUCUUGCGACUGAGAUUUUAGGGGGUCAAUGUAAAUCGCCUUUGAUGGUUGGUUUGAUCUCGCUGAUGAAAUCUACAGCCAGUGUUUCAAGUGCAUCUUCUAUAGGAAUUUUUGGGGUUUCUUCGUCUAAGGCGUUUUCGGUUCUUGACUUUUUACAAGGGUCGAAAUGGCUGCCAUCGAAUUCAGCUUCGAUUAUCAAUGAGGUGGAUAAAGGAGGAACAACAGAUUGUGGGGAUGAUGAAGAUAAUGAAAGUUUUGUCUAUUCAUAUAAAGACAUUAGUGAGAAGGGUUUUGACAGAGGUAGUUGGUUAUCUAGGUUAUUUGGUUUCUGGUCAGAGGACGCAAAGGCGGCCUUCACGGCGUUGACUGUUAGUGUACUCUUUCGAUCUUCGCUGGCUGAGCCGAGAUCAAUUCCAACAACUUCCAUGUACCCAACUCUUGAUGUGGGCGACCGUAUCUUGGCUGAAAAGGUAUCAUAUGUAUUCCGAAAGCCCGAAGUUUCAGAUAUUGUAAUAUUUAAGGCACCAACAUGUCUUCAGGAUUUUGGGUAUAGUUCUGGUGAUGUGUUUAUCAAAAGAGUUGUGGCAAAGGAGGGGGAUUAUGUAGAGGUUCGAAAUGGUAAACUGGUUGUGAAUGAUGUUGAACAAGAUGAGGACUUCAUUUUAGAACCACUUGGUUAUGAGAUGGACGAAAUGGUUGUGCCCGAAGGUUAUGUCUUCGUACUGGGGGACAACCGUAACAACAGUUGUGAUUCACACAAUUGGGGACCACUUCCUAUCGAGAAUAUCCUUGGUAGGUCGGUGUUUCGCUAUUGGCCACCCUCUAAAGUUUCGAGCACAAUACAUGAGCCAGCCACAAUGAGCAGUAUGGUAGUAGCAGUUUCAUGAUAAUCUGUUAUUCUCAAGAAUCAAAAUUGAUGAUUGGUAAAUCAUGGAUUGCUCAAUAGAUAAGAGGGGAGCGGUAGGGUAACUGUCUACCGCUUGCCCCUCCUCCACCAUGGAGGGGCAGUUAUUGUGUAUAAGUAGGCACCUUCACUGAAGACGGGUGCUUUGUGUGUAUGUAUGGAAGAAGAUAGAUGUUGGAACAGGUAUCGAUCGAUGUUAGUAGUAAUAAUGACCUAAUGUUAUUGAUUGUUUUCUCUAUGAUCAACUGUGUGUGUCUGAGUUGGUUUGGUAAACUACAAAAUGGACUGACUCUUCAAGCUUGAUUUUCAAACAUUUCUUUGAAAAGUUGUGCAUUUGCUCUUGGAAGUGCUUAUAAUAAUAUAUUCUUAGCCCAU
Messenger RNA from Impatiens glandulifera, 1863 nucleotides. Its product is annotated as thylakoidal processing peptidase 1, chloroplastic-like. The transcript has 6 exons. Gene Ontology annotation, molecular function: serine-type endopeptidase activity. Gene Ontology annotation, cellular component: chloroplast thylakoid membrane. The record is from RefSeq and is a predicted model, not a curated record. Gene Ontology annotation, biological process: thylakoid membrane organization. NCBI's taxonomy places the organism in Eukaryota, Viridiplantae, Streptophyta, Magnoliopsida, Ericales, Balsaminaceae. The coding region runs from base 350 to 1471 and encodes 373 amino acids.